Verticillium alfalfae VaMs.102 is the source of this 2952-nucleotide messenger RNA. Its product is annotated as DNA repair protein RAD16. Gene Ontology annotation, molecular function: ATP binding; ATP-dependent chromatin remodeler activity. The transcript is spliced from 4 exons. The record is from RefSeq and is a predicted model, not a curated record. Bases 1 to 2952 code for a protein of 983 amino acids. Lineage: Eukaryota; Fungi; Ascomycota; Sordariomycetes; Glomerellales; Plectosphaerellaceae.
AUGGCGCCUCGCAAAGCCCGCACCUCAGCCGCGCACUCUCUUGCGUCCAGGCCUGAGACCCCUGAGAGUAGUCGCUCUCGCCGAAUGACCAGGUCUACCUCGACCCAAAAGCUGAGCUCUGCAGUUUCUCUGCCGCCUGUGGACGCUAUCGAACCCUUGAGUGUGGUCGUGAGAGGCAGCAAAUCGACAACGUCGGCCUCGACCUCGGCCACCUUCACCUCAGCAAGCGAGGCUUCUACUCCGGCUACGAGCCACGAGGUCACGCCAGCGCCACCGGCUGCUGACGAGAAGUCGGCAUCAACUCGACCCAUGAUGAGUCGUCUGGAGGUGCAAAUUCCAGUCAUGGAAAGAGCCCCUAGUGAGAGGGCCACUAGAAACACCCGGUUUUCACUCGCUCGCGCCUCGAAGCGCAGUAGCAACGCGUAUGAAGUUCUCGACAGUGACGAGGACGAGUUGGCUUUUGACACUCCUCCCGACGAAAUCAUUGCUCGGCGUCUACAAAAAGAAGAGUAUGAAAAGAUGGAUAUGCCAGAUCUCGUGUCUACGAGCCGUCCAGUCCGUGGUCUGCGAGCUUCUUUGGAAAGAACCCCUGUAGCCAAGGGCAAACGCGGCAGACCAUCAAAGUCUCCACUCUCGGCAAGCAUCGAACGACCCACGAAGAAGCAGAAGCUCAUCACUGACUCCGAAGACGAUGCCCUCUCUGAUGACGCCAAUGGUCAAGCUUCGUCUUCAGACCUUAGCGAGGCCUUGAGCAUCAAGACAGAAUCGGAUGAUUUUGAAGCCCCCGAGGAGACGGGCGAGGACGACAGCAGCGAUGAUAUGGUUGAAGUUGCGCGGCCACGUCCCGGAACACUGCCUAAGAAGAGGCGUCCAACUCGGCCCAAUGCUCCUCAAGGCUUCAGAUCGGCUGCCACAUUGCCACUCCUUCCUUCUUCGGAGCCUGAUGAUGAUGAUUUCGACCCAGAUCAGUCGGACGAGGAGCUCCCCGAGCUUGCUGAUGCUAGCGCUCGGAUAAGUCUUGACGACUCGCAUGACUUUGUGCUCGGCCGCCGUGCCCGCCGAGAGCGGGACCGACUUGAGAGACACCACCCGGAACUCGACACGAUGUGGACAGACUUGGAAGCACGGCCCGCCAUGUCCGGUGCUGAGGCGGUUCAGCCCACCAAUAUUACACGACAGCUCAAGCCUUUUCAGCUGAAGGGUGUUGCUUGGAUGAAAGAGAUGGAGAUGACUGAUUGGAAGGGUGGCCUUCUGGGUGAUGAGAUGGGCUUGGGCAAGACCCUACAGAGCGUCUCCCUCAUCAUGUCCGACCACGGCUUGAUCAAGAAGCCUUCCCUCGUUUUAGUCCCGCCUGUUGCCCUAAUGCAAUGGACCAACGAGAUUGCCUCGUACACAGACGGAACCCUGAAGACGUUCGUUUUCCAUGGCACCAAUACAAAGGUCAAGAAUGUCACAGCCAAGGAGCUCAAAAGGUUCGAUGUCAUCAUGAUGUCGUACAAUAGUUUGGAGUCCAUGUUUCGCAAGCAGGAAAAGGGGUUCAACCAGCGCAAGAAGGGCGAGGUCCACAAGCAGAAGAGCAUAAUCCACCAGAUCGACUUCCACCGAAUUAUUCUCGACGAGGCACACUACAUCAAGGGCCGCGACACGGGCACUGCCAGGGCAUGCAUCGCCUUGAAAGGCGACUACAGAUGGUGUCUGACAGGCACGCCUCUCCAGAACCGAAUCGGAGAGCUGUUCUCACUUGUGCGCUUCCUCAACAUUACACCAUUCGCCUCGUAUCUUUGCAAGCAGUGCAAGUGCAGCCAACUCGAGUGGAACAUGGACGAGCACAAGAUGUGCAACAGUUGCGGACAUUCUGCCAUUCAGCACGUGUCCGUGUUCAAUCAGGAGAUUUUGAACCCCAUCAUUAAAUACGGUGCCAUGGGUCCCGGUGCCAUCGCCUUCAAAAAGCUGCGACUGAUAACUAGCAAGUUCAUGCUUCGCCGCUUGAAGAAGGACCACAUGAGUGCCAUGGACCUGCCCGUCAAAGAGAUCAAUAUCAACCGGGAAUUCUUCAGCGAGGUGGAGAAUGACUUUGCGCGCAGCAUCAUGACCAACACGCAACGCCAGUUCGACACGUAUGUGGCUCGUGGCGUCAUGCUGAACCAGUAUGCCAACAUUUUCGGUCUACUCAUGCAAAUGCGCCAGAUUGCCGAUCAUCCUGACUUGAUCCUGAAGAAGAAUGCCGAGGGCGGUCAGAACAUCAUGGUCUGCUGCAUUUGCGACGAACCCGCUGAGGAUGCGAUUCGCAACAUGGAUGAGCUGUCGUGUCCCAUGUGCCAUAUACCGCUGUCGAUCGACCUGGAGCAGCCCGAGAUUGAGCAGGACCAGGCCAUGGUAAAGAAGUCGUCCAUCAUCAACCGCAUCAAGAUGGAGGAGUGGACUUCGUCAAGCAAAAUCGAGACGCUCGUAUACGAGCUGCACAAGCUCCGGUCUGACAAGGCCACGCACAAGUCGAUUGUGUUUUCCAACUUUACGUCGAUGCUUCAGCUCAUCGAGUGGCGUCUCCGCCGCGCCGGCGUCACCACUGUCAUGCUCGAUGGUUCGAUGACGCCAGCACAACGACAAGCAUCUAUCGACCAUUUCAUGAAGAACCCAGAAGUCGAGUGCUUUCUAGUUUCCAUGAAGGCGGGCGGUGUGGCUCUCAACCUGACUGAGGCAUCUCACGUCUUUAUCGUGGACCCCUGGUGGAACCCUGCGGCCGAGUGGCAGUCUGCGGAUCGCUGCCAUCGUAUCGGACAGGGCCGUCCCUGUACCAUUACCCGUCUUUGCAUCGAGGACUCGGUAGAGAGCCGUAUUGUUCAGCUCCAAGAGAAGAAGACGAACAUGAUUCACUCGACCGUCAAUGGGGAUGACAAGGCGAUGAAGUCGCUCAGCCCGGAGGACAUGCAGUUCCUUUUCCGUGGCAGUUAG